AGUGGCUCAACAUUGGAGGGAACGAAAAAUAUUCUGACUUCUUCUGUUAACAAUGACAACAUAGUCUCUAUUACAACACCUGCUGCAGUUUUUUUGGUUCUGGGUGGUUUGGGACUGGUGUGGCAGCACAACCUACCUUGUGUCCAUCAGCAAGAUCUACAUGGCGAAGAGGAGGAACCUGUCCAACCUGGUGGUGUCAUGUGAGUGGGCGUCCUGCACCUUCAAAGGCCACGGCAUGGAGGAGCUCAGCGAACACAUGUCACUGCACCUGAAGGAUCACCUAGGAGACAGAGAUGCUAUGGAGGAACUAGAUGACUAUGCGUGUCUGUGGGAGGGCUGUGAGUUCCUGGCUAUGGGCAGCCCCAGGGAGCUGGAGAUCCACGCACACUUCCACACCUUCCACAGCAAACUCAAGUACAUCGGGGCACAGCUGCUCAAGUCCCACCCUAACUUCCCCAGCUGCACCCAGGACCUCCACAGCAACAACCUGGUCCCCGAGAUCACAGAGGGACUUGUGUGCCAGUGGGAGCACUGCGAUAGUACAUUUAACAACCCGGAGUGGUUCUAUCGGCAUGUAGAUAUGCACGCUCACUGCACUGGGCUUUCUCCUCUCCCAGACCAGCAACAGGCCAUCUUCUGCAGCUGGAAAGGUUGUGAUGCAUUCUUUAAAAUCAAGUACCGUCUGCGAGAGCACCUGCGCAGCCACACUCAGGAGCGUCUGGUGGCCUGCCCCACCUGCGGCUGCAUGUUCUCCAGCAACACCAAGUUCUUCGACCACAUCCACAGACAGGCCGAGCCAGAGGAGUCCCUGGUGUGUGAGCAUUGUGACAAAGGCUUUGCCAAUGAGAGACUGUUGAGAGACCAUGUACGACAGCAUGUGAACCAUAUCAAGUGUCCCCUGUGUGACAUGACCUGCACCUCUCUCGCCACUCUGAAGAUCCACAUCAAGUUCCGCCACUGUGACGAGCGACCCUUUCCCUGUGACUUCUGUGAGAGCAGCUUUAAGAACCAGCACGACCUGCGGAAGCACAUGGAGACCCAUAAUGAGGGGGCGGCCUACCACUGCUCUGUAGAGGGCUGUGACUACUCCUCCCGCAUGGCCCACACCAUGAACCAGCACUACAAGAGAGUACACGAGGGUGGAAUGGUCUCGAAAUACAAGUGUCAUCUCUGUGACAAAACCUUCUCUUGGUGUUACACACUCACUCUUCACCUGCGCAAGAAACACCACCUGAAAUGGCCCUCUGGACACUCCCGCUUCAGAUACAAGGAAGAUGAAGAUGGCUAUCUGAGGCUGAACAUGGUGCGUUACGAGACCGUGGAGGUGACUCAGGAGAUCAUGAAGAACAUGGCUAAGAAGAGGACGCUCCAUAAGGGCCCCGGGUCCAGCAGCCGAGCCAAGAGAGCUGCCACCCGGGCAGACAGGAGUCACGGCUCUCCCCCUGGCUCCUCCUCCCCCUUCUCUUGCUCCUCCUCUUCCUCAGAGCACUCUGCAGGGGAUGAGAUGUCAGCCCAGCCCAGCCCCAGGGGCAGUGACUCACCUGUGUACUGUGUCCUGAGUAACGUGUCUGAUAUGGGGGAUGACCCCGACACCAACCUGGACGGCUCUGACUCCUGCGGGCCCUCAGGUGCUUUGAGGGCCCUGACUGAGGUGGCCAGGGGUCUGGGGAUGGAUGUGGUGUGAUCACACACACUGACCCUCCUUAUUUUAGUGGUCCAAGUAAACUCUUGACGCUGCCACAAUGGUUGUCUCCAACCUUGAUUCUGUAGACUAAAGUAAUGAUACCAACUUGAAUUGUAUCUCAAUGAAUAGGAAUAUUCCAGGCGAUCAAUGCAGCCAUUAAUAUCUAACACACUAUGUCAUUCCUUUGAAAUUAGCACUUAGCUUUAGAAGAAAAAAAAAUAUAUAUAUAUAUAUACACAGAUCCAGCAUCUUCUCAGGACCCGUGUUGGAGACCACUAAUGUAGCCGUAAUGAAUCACUCUGUUACAGCUGUGCUGUAUGUAUGAUGGCUGGGCUUAACCUGGGAUGGACUGUUUAUUAAAGUUCACUAAAUGUUAGUAUCUCUGGUAGAGAUGCAACAAGUUGGCAAGAAUGUGAAGAUUGUGUUAGUGCUUACUAGCCCUGAUCAAAAGUUUUUUUUUAUACAGUGUGUUUUUAUUUGUUAGUGUUUUACAGUAUGAGCUUUAAUGCGGCGAGGGCGUCAGCAGCUUCAGUUUAAUGCAGCCUCAGUAUGUGAUCCCAUUGACAGCAGUUUUGAAAUAACCUCAGGUUUAAAGUGUAGAAGUCUGUCAGGUCAUGUUCCUGAUGUUUUUCCUGAUGUCCUGAACUCUUUCCCAUUAAGUCAUCGAUCUUAGGUUUUCCUUUAUGGUCACGGGAUAUUCUGUUUUAAUUAAUGCUGUAGCUUUUGAUUUUACCUAGUUCUUGUUUGUUUUUUACAUUUGUUAAGUUUUGUCAGUUAUUUAUAUUUUUGUAUGUCCAUUUUAGGAACAGUAACUUGACAAAUUCAAGAGUUAACGUUUUAUGAACUCAUUCGGUGGAUUGCACUUUUCUGUUCAAUGUCAUUGUUCAUCAAUUUACAGGUGUUUUAAGGGAUGUAAAUAAAUUCUGAGUUUUUCAACAUA
Coregonus clupeaformis (lake whitefish) is the source of this 2624-nucleotide messenger RNA. Its product is annotated as histone H4 transcription factor. Lineage: Eukaryota; Metazoa; Chordata; Actinopteri; Salmoniformes; Salmonidae. The transcript has 10 exons. The record is from RefSeq and is a predicted model, not a curated record. The coding region runs from base 161 to 1684 and encodes 507 amino acids. Gene Ontology annotation, biological process: anatomical structure development; regulation of transcription by RNA polymerase II. Gene Ontology annotation, molecular function: RNA polymerase II cis-regulatory region sequence-specific DNA binding; DNA-binding transcription factor activity, RNA polymerase II-specific.